Molecule: messenger RNA, 4220 nt
Organism: Oreochromis niloticus (Nile tilapia)
Lineage: Eukaryota; Metazoa; Chordata; Actinopteri; Cichliformes; Cichlidae
Gene: plekha1b
Product: pleckstrin homology domain containing, family A (phosphoinositide binding specific) member 1b
Exons: 13
Coding region: 170-1369 (399 amino acids)
Source: RefSeq, a predicted model, not a curated record
GUAGUCGUCAGCAGAACCUUUUAUUUUCAAAGGCUGUAAGCGGAAGCAGUGUGGGUUUAUUGUGGUGUAACUUGACGCUGGUGCCGGACAGCUGCCACACUGGACUCAGACUGAGCCGGACUGUAGUUCCUGUGAUGCCCCAGAGCGGGCUGAGCUGGUCGGGGUUGCGAUGCCUUACGUGGACCGCCAGAAUCGCAUCUGCGGCUUCCUGGACAUCGAGGAGAAUGAGAACAGCGGCAGGUUCCUGCGGCGUUACUUCAUCCUGGACACUGAGCAGGGCAGCCUGCUGUGGUACAUGGAUAACCCCCAGAAUCUGCCCAAAGGUGCAGGAAAUGUGGGCUCUCUCAAUCUUUCCUACAUCUCCAAGGUCAAUGAUGCCACCAAACAAAGACCAAAGGCAGAGUUCUGCUUUGUUAUAAAUGCAGGAAUGAGGAAGUUUUACCUACAGGCCAACGACCAGCAGGAUUUGGUAGAAUGGAUCAGUGUUCUCAACAAUGCCAUCAAGAUUACUGUGCCAAAGCCCGGCGAGGGCCACAACACCCACUCAGAGACUCCACAGGAGCUGCUUGGAACCAUGAAACAGGUCUCCUACAAAACUGAGAUCAUCGGAGGAGUCCCCAUCAUCACGGCCACUCAGGAGCAGGGAGAGGGCCACAAUGGAGCUGAUCGUGGAGGCGUAAAGCGGGCUCAGAAUCAAAUGCCCUACUUCCUGUCCAGAGGAGCGCAGGAUCAGGCCAUCAUCAAAGCGGGAUACUGUGUCAAACAAGGAGCUGUGAUGAAGAACUGGAAGAGGCGGUACUUCAUCCUGGAUGAAAAUUCUCUCAACUACUACAAAACUGACAUGGAGAGGGAGCCGCUGAGAGUCAUCCCGCUGAAGGAGAUCCACAAAGUGCAGGAGUGCAAACAGAGCGAGCACAUGAUGAGGGACAACCUGUUCGAGAUGGUCACCAGCUCGAGAACCUUCUACAUACAGGCUGACAGUCCAGAGGACAUGCACAGCUGGAUUAAGGCCAUCUCAGGCGCGAUCGUGGCCCAGCGUGGUCCCGGGCGCUCCGCUAACACUAUCCGUCAGGCCAGAAGGCUGUCCAGUCCUUGUAUACAGAGGUAUACGCCAUUCUGCGGCGGUGAAUGCAGCACGAGCACAGUGACCACUCCCCUUCCAACUCCACCUUCUACCUCCCAGUCAAUGAGGAACCCCAAGACUCGCAGUCCUCAGAGAGUGCUCAGCCUCGCUCUGGACACGCGCCAUCGGGACAACUUCCUGGGCCUCCUCCCCUGGAGGCUGAGCGGGGUCCAGUCCGUGAUGGUGCCCCUUCCCCCGGCGCGCUCCCGCCUGUCACUGCAGGAGACGCUGCAGCCUUCAAAGUGAAAGAGGAGGACAAGCUGGCGUGGGGAAGCCCCAGCGGCGUCUCCGGGUCCCAGCUCCUCCUGGCUGAGGAUCAAGAUGUGGACAUAACCCUGUUCUGACAAACUCUAACGGACACACACACACACACACACACACACGUGCACACUGUCAGACUCUGCGUGUCCUGCUGAACCUCCUGGGACCAGUUCUUUGUUUAGUUUUUUUGGGGAUGGGACCUUCUUCCUCCGCUGUUUUCCCUUCUCCUUGUCUUCCUAUGUAUGCUACAGUCUGUCACUCCAGGCAAACGACAAACACGGCUUGCUGUUACACGUUUCAGCGGCGCCACGAGUCUCACUUCCGCGUAGAAAAGCUCGUCGCCGAGGUCCAGAUUCCCUGAGCAGAGGUCGCUGAGCGGCCAGCUUUCAUGAGCAGGUUUCCAGAGGUCACGCUUACUGAAUAUUUCCCGUCGUCAGUGAUGGAAAAAUGUGUCAUUUUCAUAGAUUAGAAAAGAUGCUGGUCUGUGUCUUUCAUAAGACAGCACUGAACACAAGUCACCCAGCAGGGUCGUGCAGGCAUCUGUGUCUGCCACAGGUGAUCCUGCUGCAGGGAAAGUCCCGCUUUGAGAAACUUUGGGUGGCUUCUAAUCCCUGAAAUGCAGAGGGACGGCCCAGCAUUCAGAAUAAAAUAAUAGCUGUCUGUCUGAGGGAAAAUGGAGGAAAUACGCCUCUGCAGAAGCCUCCCCCGAUGGAUUUGAUUAAGCUUCCAGCUUUAGUUCAUUUACUUCAUAUUUGGGCACCGCGACUACAGUGCUUUAGAGCCUCUGCGAUGAAAGACAAUCAUCUGCUUCAUGUUUGCUUUGGAAGAUUUAAAGCUCUUUAAUGAAGCAGACAUGCCCAAAGUGAAGAGUGCUGCAGCCCGUUGGAGCCCACCCAAUCUUAAAUCUUCACCAAAAAUCAAAAUACAAGUGAUGUAUUUCCUUAAUAAUUAUAUUAAAAAAAAUAAAAACUCACAGCCGUUGGCUCCAAUGUGUGAAACUUCAGCACCGAGCAGUAAAUUCAGGUCAGAGUAAUGAGUAAUAUCACAAACUGACCACCUCAUAUUAGCAAUUUGAAAUCACUUGUUAUAUAAAGAAAUACGUUUAUAUUAAUAUGUAACUGUACAUACUGUAGUACCUCUGGAGUCCACCAGGGGGCGCACACUCUUUGAAUGACUGUAACAAAGAAUUCAAAUAACCGGUAAAAUUAGGCUAUGAUGGAACUUCCGUUUGUCAAGUGUAUCGUGACCUCUGCUGGUAUCACCACAGUUUGCAGCCUUUCCACCUCCUUUUUUUAAGCGCUUAUUUAACCAAAGAAGUUUAUUUGAAAGCUGCAGUCAGUGGAGGUAAAGUCAACGUUAAGGUUUAUUUCCGUUUCUCAUCACCCUCCUUUGAGAGCUGCUUUCAGAGAACACUGCUAAUGUCUGUGAGGUUACUUCUCCUUCUUUCCAGCGUGCUAACUGGUAUCUCCAAACCAGCAAGCUCAGCAAACUUUUUUAUUUGUCUCUCCAGCACCAGCACGUUACCAGUUAGCUUGCUAAGUAGCCGUCAAGGUGCUCCAAACAUCAGCAAGACUCCAGCACAGCUCUGAAAGAAAGAAAAGCAGCUCUCUGGUGGUAAAAGGCGUCGCUCUGCAGGCCUGUUUUAAGCGAGUGAAGCCUGAUCCAGGAGGUGAAAAAUCUACGAUGGGCUUUAACAGAAAGCUUCUGCUGUCCUUUGUUUUUAUCCAAGGUCAAGUCCUUCUCCUGGCUCUGUUGGAGGCCUCCAGCUGUUAAAAAGGAGUUUCUCUCUGUUUAUUCGCUUGGGGAUUGUUUGAUUGUCUGGGUUUUAUCUUAAAGCGCCUUGAGAUGGCUUGAUGUGAAUCGAUGCCUCUUACUUUGAUUCCUGUUCAUGAUAUCUGAUCCUCAGACUUGCACAUGAGCCUAAAAUUCAACCAUGAUUACUAAAUAAACCCUGAAGCACCCGAGGCUUUAUCGACUUUUCUGCGUCCACACAGUUUUAGUCGUGAAUCUCUUCAUAUGUUUACGCCUCUGAAUCCUGCGGUUGGGAAUCUUUGUUCUGGUGUCAGGACUGAAAACGUGUUCGGCUGUUGAAACUGCAGCAGCUGUAAUUAGUGAGAUCGCACAGCGCUCUUUAUCUCAGCUCUGUCCAGUUUCAGCAGGGAAUUUAAUUUCUUAUUAAUAAAGUCAAUCCUCGCCAAAACCUUCCAUCUGCGGUCCAGUCGCUGCUUUGCCACAUUUCCAGAUUUAUGAUUUUUUUAAAAUCCAAACUUCCGAGGCAGGAAGAGAAAAUGAGAGUCUGGAUGAAGCUGUGUUCAGACCUGCAGAGAAUCUGGGCUCCAAGUGUGACGGUUGCUUCUGUCCUCUCGCCUCACUGUACAUUCACGCCGCUGUACUACUUUCUAACUGAUGACGUAUUUGUUUCUGAUGUCUUGCUGUAAGAUGUGGGGACGUGAAACCAAACUGGAUGUGUAAAUGAGACUCUAAAGCUCAGCGGCAGGUUUUCGUUCCUCUCGGCGUCCAGCUGCGAGCUCUGGUUGUGGGUGUUUCUUUUUCUUCGGUUUCAAUGUGCUUUUAGUUUUUAUGAUAAUAUUAUUUACAGUGAUGAAAAAUCGAAACAUAUAUGUUGUUUACUGAGUUUUUUAAACGCGUGUGCACGAGUGCACGCACACGGCCCUCCUUCCUGUUGUUCCCCGUUCACCAUAAGCUGGUUAAAGUGCCUGCCUUGUUCUUACUAAGAAAAACGAUAUAACGAUGAGCUCUUUUGACCCUUUUUAGUGUGAACGUGAUUCUAAAAACAUGUGCUCUAUUUAUUAAAAGAAAUUUGGAAUAAUUUGAA